CAUAUGCCCCUCUUCUUAGCCAUCUCAAAAGCUCCCUAUUAAUCCCUCGACAAUAUCUGUCUCUUCAAUCAACUGCUAAUGGCUUCCUCUUCUUCUUCUUUGUACGAGGUUCUGGGUAUCUCAAUGAGCGCAAGUGGCCACGAAAUCAAGGCUGCGUACAGGAGGCUGGCCAGAAUGUGUCACCCCGACGUGGUGGCCAUGAACCAAAAGGAAAUGUCUACAACGGAGUUUAUGAAAAUCCAUGCUGCUUAUUCUACUUUAUCUGACCCUGAUAAAAGAGCCAACUAUGACAGAGACCUCUUCCAGCGGAGACACCCUGUUGGGUUUUCUUCCGCCCUUUCUUCAGCUGCAAUGGCGUCCAUCUCUAGCUUUUCCGGUGGUUACAAUUACAAGGGAAAUUGGGAGACUGACCAGUGCUGGUAGAUUAAUCUAUAAAUGUAGUUCCUGUAACUUGUUAAUUAUGUAGUCAAUUUAGUAUCUUCAGCCAUAUUUUUGCUCGGGCUUGUGUUAAGAGUUGCAGGGAUGUUCAUGGACAAGUUAUUUUCAAUCUUCAUGUCCUUUGUACCAUCUUUUUUCUCUUCUUUAUGAGUGGAUAAGUCCUGUUUUCUAUA
Messenger RNA from Mangifera indica (mango), 611 nucleotides. Its product is annotated as chaperone protein dnaJ 11, chloroplastic-like. The record is from RefSeq and is a predicted model, not a curated record. Lineage: Eukaryota; Viridiplantae; Streptophyta; Magnoliopsida; Sapindales; Anacardiaceae. The coding region runs from base 79 to 423 and encodes 114 amino acids. The transcript has a single exon.